Messenger RNA from Zychaea mexicana, 1152 nucleotides. Its product is annotated as Septin-domain-containing protein. The record is from RefSeq and is a predicted model, not a curated record. The coding region runs from base 1 to 1152 and encodes 383 amino acids. Gene Ontology annotation, cellular component: microtubule cytoskeleton; septin ring; septin complex. Gene Ontology annotation, molecular function: molecular adaptor activity; GTP binding; GTPase activity. Gene Ontology annotation, biological process: cytoskeleton-dependent cytokinesis. NCBI's taxonomy places the organism in Eukaryota, Fungi, Mucoromycota, Mucoromycetes, Mucorales, Lichtheimiaceae. The transcript has 5 exons.
AUGGUUCCUACUGGCAUUGGCGUAGCUCACUUACCGAACCAGCGACAUAAAAUUGUGGCCAAGCGUGGCGCGAAUUUUACCCUGAUGGUUUGCGGUGAAAGUGGAUGUGGAAAAACGACGUUUGUAAACACCCUGUUUACGACCACCAUCAAGGAUCCGCGCAAAGUCGAGCACCGACACAAGACUACAAGCACAAGCAGCAGGAGCAGCAGCAACGACCGUACAGUCGAGAUUGAAAUCACGCAAGCCGAGCUGGAAGAAAGCAUGUUCAAGGUCAAGCUGACGGUCAUUGAUACGCCUGGCUUUGGCGACUAUGUCAACAAUUACGACAGCUGGUCGCCUAUCGUAGACUUUGUCGAUGACCAGCACGAGAGCUACAUGCGUCAGGAGCAGCAGCCAAGUCGCAACGGGAUCAUUGAUCGCCGUGUGCAUGCUUGCUUGUACUUUAUUCGGCCGACUGGACACAGUCUCAAGCCUUUGGAUAUCGAAGUCAUGAAGCGAUUGGGUUCGCGUGUCAAUCUGAUCCCGGUGAUUGCAAAGGCGGAUACUCUGACCCCGAAAGACCUUGCAGCAUUCAAGCAGAAGAUUAUGGAUGUGAUCAAAGCCCAAGACAUCCGAGUGUACAGCUGUCCCAUCGACAGUGACGACGAAGGCACGACGCAAUGCAACCGCGACAUUAUGGCAGCGAUGCCAUUCUCCGUGAUCGGCUCAACACAAAUCGUGCGUACACCUGAUGGACGCGACGUUCCCGGCCGUGCCUACUCAUGGGGUGUGGCCGAAGUCGAGAACGAGCAACAUUGCGACUUUAAAAAGCUACGCAACCUGAUUAUCCGGAGCCACAUGCUGGAUCUCAUUUCCACGACAGAGGAAACGCAUUACGAGAGUUAUCGGCAGCAACAGAUGGCUGUGCGCAAGUUUGGCGAGCCCAAGCAGGCCAAGGGUGAGAACCGGAAGCAUCGUGACAAGGAAGAUUUGUUGCGCAAGAACUUUACCGAACAGGUCAAGCAAGAAGAAACUCGGUUCCGGAAAUGGGAGCAACAGCUCAUGGCAGAGCGUGAUCGUCUCAACAAGGAUCUGGAGGAGCAGCAUGCUGCUAUCAAGGCUUUGGAAGGCGAACUGGACUCAGUGUACCGUGGUGCUAUGCGAAGAUAA